GGCUACCCUUAACCUAUAAAUCUUCGUCUUGUGGGCUUAGGAGGUGUUGUGCUGCACACAGAAAUACGAUUAAAAUAAUAGUGUAAAAUUUGCGAUAGAUAUCUCACGAGGAAGCUGCUUAGAGAAUGCAACGGGACGAGAAACAUUUGGAUUCCGCUCUGGAAGCCAUUAUAAUGCGAGUGAACGAUUUGAAAAGCGCGAUCGCCGCGAUGGUAUUCAAAUUGGAACACGAAUACGAGACUCUGAAUUGGCCCAAUUUCCUCGACAAUUACGCGUUAAUCUCGGGUCAUCUAACUAGUCUCUCGAAGAUUCUCGCGCCCGAUAAAGCACCGAAUCUCAGAAAUUACACGGUUCUACCGCUGCGCUUAAGUCCGGAGAAAGACGAAGAGUUGCUACGACUGACAGAAGGUAGAAUCCCUACGUUCGCGCAUGACUUAGUGCCAGACUACUUGAGAACGAAACUGGAGCCUCAAGCUGAGCAGAAAAUGAUGCAAUUUGAAGCAAAAGCGAAUGUUAACAACGACGCGUCACAUGACUACAAUAAACAAUUGAUGCAAUAUUCGAAGGUAGUUGGUCAUGUAUGGGACAUGACGAACAAGGCGCGCGAAGAAUGGGAAAGCGAGGCCGGUGCCAGAGCAACGCAAGCGCAGACCAAUAGCGCUGCGGACACUCACACUCUCGUGGCUGCUGUGGGGAUGGGUAAAGGCUUGAAAUCUGAUUCCAUACAAAUGGUACAGUCGGGCGUGAAUCCAGUAGCUAAUAGCAUGAUGGUGGGUAGACCUAGUAAUCAACAGCAAACACCAGGACAAGGGCCUCUGGGCAACCCACCGCUGGGACAAAUAAACAAGGCACCGGGUGCAAUAAAGACGAAUAUUAAAGCGGCAUCACAAAUCCAUCCUUACAGAUAAGUAUAUAUCGUAAUAUCUAUGGGGGAUUUGAUACAAUAAUACCUAUAAUGUGUGAACGCUCUGAUAUGAUAUCUAACUAAUAAUCUUGAUAUUAAACGUAGCAAAAUCAUAUCGUCAGUAAUGUGUAAUUUAUUUCAUGAAAAAAAAGUCAAAUAAAUAUAUUGUAUGUUUUUAUGUUUAAAUAUAUUGUAUGUUUUUCAUGACAAUGUUUAA
This is a messenger RNA of Harpegnathos saltator (Jerdon's jumping ant), 1121 nucleotides long. RefSeq names its product mediator complex subunit 8 (gene MED8). The coding region runs from base 126 to 908 and encodes 260 amino acids. Gene Ontology annotation, molecular function: transcription coregulator activity; RNA polymerase II cis-regulatory region sequence-specific DNA binding. The transcript is spliced from 6 exons. The record is from RefSeq and is a predicted model, not a curated record. Gene Ontology annotation, biological process: regulation of transcription by RNA polymerase II. Lineage: Eukaryota; Metazoa; Arthropoda; Insecta; Hymenoptera; Formicidae. Gene Ontology annotation, cellular component: core mediator complex; mediator complex.